Molecule: messenger RNA, 10101 nt
Organism: Acanthopagrus latus (yellowfin seabream)
Lineage: Eukaryota; Metazoa; Chordata; Actinopteri; Spariformes; Sparidae
Gene: bahcc1b
Product: BAH domain and coiled-coil containing 1b
Exons: 28
Coding region: 507-8792 (2761 amino acids)
Molecular function (GO): chromatin binding
Source: RefSeq, a predicted model, not a curated record
CACACUCUCUCUCUCUCUCUCUCUCUUUCUCUCUCUCUCUCUCACACACACACACACACACAUACACACACACCCCUCCGUCCUCCUCCUCCUCCUCCUCCUCCCGGCGUGUCUGAGUCUCCGGCUGCAUGAACGAGCCUCGAUUCACUACAAGCCUGAACUUCUACGAUGCGUCUCUCCCAUACCUCAACUGACUGCACAGCACAGUCUGCAGCAGCAGCAGCAUAGGAUGUAAUCAAUCCCACAUGUUUCACCUCUGCGACUCGGGAUUUUCACUUUGAAUAUUUUUCUACUUUUCCUUUCAUUACACCCUCCUCGCCACGCAGUGGAUAUAACUUACCAGACAUGACGGGGACUCAGUUUCUGCCCUGCAAAGCCAAAACUCCGCUCAAUGCGAGGGGAGCCCGAAGUUCAUAAAAAGGGAUUAUUUGCAUCUGGCUGCCUGAGACCUUCGGUGCCUCCGGAUUUUACUUUGGAUUUGGGAUUUAUCGGUUCUUCUCACCGGGAUGGAAAGCCGAGAUUUCGCUCCACCGCACCACCUCCUGACGGAGCGGAGCGCGUUGGUUCACAGCGCCGCGUCCCGGAUGGCGCCAGGCGGCCACGGCUCCGUGCAGCACCCCGCUCACUUCCAGCCGGGGAAAUACUACUCAUCCCACCUCUCCAUGGGUCCGCACUCAGGUGCUUCCUUCAUGGGUUCCUUCCUGGCCAGCAGUAUGGGGUCCGCGCCUUCCCACCCUCCUCACCCCUCGGGACCUGCCGCCUCCCCCUCCUCCCCCUCCUACAGGGCUGGACCCCAUUCGAGGGCUUCCCCUAUCUGGUUCCCGCAUUCACAUGAAGGGUACCCCAGCUAUUCAGGAAGUCUCGCUUCUCCUUUUCUCCCCAUGAGUCCCCUGGACCACCAUAGCAAUGGUCUGUAUGGACAGCACCGCUUCUACGAAACACAAAAAGAUCACUUCUACCUGAGAGGCCUUCCUCCCCAGCCCCCUCUCCUCUCCACUUCUCACAGCCUCCCUCCGCUGUCCAGGACUGCCCCGGGCCACCCGCUCGGCUCCUGCAGCCGAGAGACAGACAAUGGGGGAGGAAGUGGCAAGAGCACCAAGGAUGCGGGUGAGAAAGCAGUUUCAUCUGCGUCCAAAAUGAGGGAGCGAUCGAGCAGCAAGGAGCGGCACCAGGAGAGCAAAGACAAACAGCAUCAGCUUCAACAUCACCAUUCUCAUCAGGUGAACUCUGCAACUACUCCGUCCAGCCACCACCACCAAGCUUACCCCCACCAUGCCCUCCUUCCUCACCUUGCACCGCAGGGCAGGGAGGAGGACCACAGACACCCUCUGGAGCGACACAAGGAGUACAGAGACAAUGACUCAGGCAGUCAGGAGACAAAACAUAUGAGUGCCUGCAAACUAUCUGGUGGUUCAGUAGCAGAGACUGGCUCUGGAGGAAAGGGAGGCACACUAAGCAGCUGCAGUGGUGGUGGGGUGAGUAGACCUCCAUCUGGAGGUGGCCGGCGGUGUUCCAAGGAUGGACCCAUAAAUGGGGAGAUGAGGAUCAGUGAAUCUUCAGCCUCUUCCAGUGAAUGUAUGCGAAGAGGUGCAGCUGCAGUGACAGCCAUCUUGGCACCUCCAACCCCCCACUCUGUGGCCUCCUACUCCAUGCCACCUCCUCCCCCUCCGCCGCCUCCUUCUCAUGCCCUGCACAUGGGCUCCACAGUGGCCGGAGGGUGGCUACAUCAUGCACAUCACCAUCCUCAUCCUGAGUUUUACUGUCCCCCAAGCCCUCUUACACUGACGCCAUCCAAAGACCUGGCAUCCACCCCUGGAGGAUCUGCCAAGGAGGCGAAAGUCAUUGGCCCAACGUAUGUGCCCUCAGUUGGACCACUGGGAGACCUGGCUUCCACUGACUGUCGUGGAGCAGGAGGAGGUGGGAGAAAGGGAGAGGACAAGAGUGGCGAAGGAGCUUAUGAAAGCCCAACUCAUCACCUCAGCCGACUUAGUAGUUGCCAGAAGAAGGACAAAUCCCAGCCACACCAGCAGCAGCUGGGAUAUGGCAAGGCUGACAAACCUCCAGACUGGAGCCACCAGACGCAGCACUUCCAGAAACCAGGCUCCAAUGGGAGCUCUCAGCCUGAGCUGCGGUCCUGCAGCCUUGAAGCAUCUUCAUCCUUCAGAGAUGUAGAGGUCAUGGACGAUGUUUACCGUCCAUCACUCCCACUAGAUGCCCAGGCAACAAACCCAGGUGCCGGACAGGCCACGCCCAAGAAUGGCCCAGACACCAGCACACCUCCCUUCAGGGACUGUUCCCACUCAGGUCCUCAUCCUGAUGGGAGGAUGGGGUCAGUGGCUCACAGGGAGGGGCAAAAAGUUGCAAGGAUACGGCAUCAGCAGCAUGGAGCGAGUACAGAGGAGAGGGGAAGGGAGGCGGCCCAGACAACACCUUCCUGGGGGGCUCGAGGGGGCUACCAAGAGGACCAGAGAAAAGCCUCCCAUCAUGCAUCAGUUGGUAAUGGUGAAGUAAGAGGGCUCAGCAACAGAGCCCCAAAUAGUGACCAGAACCAGCCCCAUUCUCAACAGCCUCCACCUCUAUCCCGCUCCUCAUCACACACCACUGAGGGUGAGGGCAGUGCCAUGAAGAACUUAAUGAACUACAGCUCCCAGCAACCUUUGCUGCUGCCACAGCGAGGCCCCUUUGGAGGUCUUGGCUGCCUAAAGCAGGGUGGAGAGAGAUCAGAGAAGGGGGACAGAGGUGGAGUUAAAAACAACACCUCCAUGCAAGACCCUCCAAAACAGUCGCUCCCUCCUCGUCGAGGCUCCACUAACGAGGGUGAGAGGGGAGACAGAGGUGGGAAGGAGGCGGGGGAGGCAGGUGAAGGGGAGGUGCGACAGCCUCCGGUGGGUAUUGCGGUUGCAGUCGCCAGGCCGCCCCAUCGUUCCCCAGACAACACCCCUGGACACAGCAGACAGGGCAGGGUGCUGCCCAGCAUGAAAGGCGUGUCACGCCCUGUGUAUCCUCUUGGUCGGGAAGCAGAGGAGAGGAAGAGGAUGACAGAAGAACAGAUCAGCCUUCAUCACCUGGACAGAGACAGAGAGAUGAUCAUCAGGGAAAACAAGGAGCGCGUGGAGUUCGCCAGGAUCCACCCUUCUAGUAGUUGCCAUGGUGACCUGACCUCUCACCUCUUGGUUCCUGGAGGGGCUGGUCAGUUGGGGGCCGACCCUGCUGCACACGCUCACCACCACUGGAUGCAGAGGACAGGAAGUCCCUCCCUCUGGAUGGGGCAUUCAUACAGUCUGGGCCACGUGGGAAUGAGCCCCGGCUUCCCGCCAGGUCUGCCCAGUCCUCUGCAGCCCGUCUUGGGUUCGCUCACCCAAGAUCCCAACUCCCCGCUGGUGGUUCUUCCGACAGAACCCGGGUCUCAUCAUCACCUAGACGUUCUGGAGCAGUCGGGUCUGUGGCCCCCUGUGUACGGAGGCAGGGGCCCUCCUUCUCACCUGCAGCAUCACCCCGUCUACUCCCGCUCCUCAUUCCUACGGCAACAGGACCUGUACGCCCUGCAGCAUCAGCACCAGCAGCAGCAGCAGCAGCAGCAGCAGCAGCGAGCCAUGGAGCACAUGCAACGUCACUCCUUACAGAGAAAACACGAGGAGCACGCCAUCACCAUCGAGGACUCUCCCCAUGAAUCUCACAUCUCCAGAACUCCCUCCUCUUCUUCCUCCUCCUCAUCAUCCAGCACCUCCUCUCACGUAGGCAAACCCUUCUCACACACCCCUCCUCCGCCCAAGACACCCACGCCGUCCCCGGGGAUGUGUCCCAGCAGCCGCCGGUCACCCUGCUACCACUCCCCGUCCAGGCGGCCGCAUCCGCCCAACCCUCUGACCCCUGCGCCGAGCCCUGCCGCGGCGGCGCCCCGCUCCCCGGCGCUCAGCCCUGCUCCUUCGCACCUCUCUAAGGGGCUGGAGAGGGGCAGUGACAGAGGGGAGGGACAGCCACCUCAGGACUACCCACAAUCCCUUGAGCCAGACCUACCACCUGUUUACACUUACCCUCCGAUCACCAUGGGUUACAAGGCUGGGCCCUCGCCUCCUGAAGCCCGCCUGGCCGAACAAGCCACAGCGGUGGAGGUGGAGCCGGCGCAGCCUGACUCAGAAUCCCUCCCGCGGCCAUGCCAUGUCCAGCCUCUCUCGGAAGAAGAGGAGAGAGGGGAGGAAGAGGAUGAGAGAGACUGCGAAGUGUUUGCAUCCCAGAGUGGAGUACCAGAGGAGGAGAAGGAAGAGAGGAGGCUGGAAGCAAAAGGAUGCUCCGUCUCCGAGCCUCAGAACGAGAUUUCUGGAUUGCCGCCACGCCCUUCCCCAGCUCCACUCUCGGAUCCAGCCUGCCCGGCUUCAGCCACAGGCAAAGCCCUGAAAGUAGAGCUCUCUCUGAGCCUGGAGGAGCCCCAACUAUCCAAAGAGCAGGAGGAUGAUAGGGAGUGUGGAAAAGAGGACAUGCAGGAGGACAAGGGAGAGAAAACGAGGCCUGAACCAACAGAAUGUACUGCCUCCGUGCCUGGAGAGGAGGAAAAGGAGGAGGAGGAGGAGGGCAAAGAUGAAGAGAAUGUAGAGGUGGUUGAGGAUGAUGAGGAAGAGGAGAAGAACUUGGUGGAACUAACAUGUAACUCUCCUGCUACUUCUCCUCCGUCCUCUGACCUUGCCCUCCCACCUGCAGCGAGCACAGCGGCUCAGCUCCAGGGGGCCUACAUGUGGAGCCUGGAGCUCCUGAUCGCCGCCGCUCUGUGUGCCACCAGAGAUGCCUUGUACCCACCUGUACCUGCUGUCCAGGCCCCAAGCCCUCCGCCUCACCACGGUAUGGAGAUACUGGGGGAACUGGCCGACCUGGAGAUCCAGCAGAGGAGCAGGGAGGGCAAAGAGAAAGACGCUGAGGGUGAAGACAUGCUGACCUUCGACCUCCACAGUCUGGCCACGCUGGCGGCCGCCCGCGCCCUGGAGAUGGGGGGAGGGGCCUCAGAUGCGGGGGCAGGGCACCAGUGUCCAAUCAGGAAGAGGCUCAACCUGCGCAGGAAGUGCAGCUGGACGCCUCGCCACGAGCCGGUGUGCCCAGUGAAGGGCUCCAUGGAGACGAUGGGAGGGGAGGAGCUGGCCAUGCGUGUCCAGCUGGCUGAGCUACAGCGCCGCUACAAAGAGAAACAGAGGGAACUGGCCAAGCUACAGAGGAAACACGACCACCAGAGAGAGGAGACGGCCCGUAGCCCUGCCCGCCGGGGGCCCGGCCGCCCCCGCAAACGCAAGUCCACCCCCGGCCCAGCUGCAGCAGAGAGCUCCAAGAGACUCAGGGCUGGGUUCAAUUUACUGGAGGAGAAGGCCAGGAAGAAAAUGACCAAUCACGGCUUCAGCAGCCUCAGCUCCACACAGAUGAAAGCUCGCUGUAAGCACAGAGGUCGGCCCAGCACCCUGAGCUCCAGGCUGGCCAGGCAGGUGACCCACCUGAAGCAGAAGGCUGCAGCCCAGCAUGAUGCACCAACCACAGGCAUGCUGCACUGCAGAGAGACCCCUGGUGAAGAGGAUGCUUCCAAGAAUCACUGCAGAGGAAGAAAAGACCUGCAGGAGGACUGGGCAGCUGGUCAGACUAUAAAGAGGAAGAGGGGUCGAAAGCCCAAAGUGCUGAUGGGCGUCAACCCAAACAGACCUUACCACAAGGACGGCCGGACAUCUGAGAAACAGGAAGUUAGGGAAGAGAAGAGUGACAGCGAGAGCUCAGAGCACGAGGUGGAGGAGGACGGCAGCUACGACAGCGAAGAUGGAGCCAGUGACAUGAAGAUUAGCUCGUCCUCUAAAGAAGCUCAAGCAAACCCUGCUGGGACUGUGCCUUUACCGUCGCAGUCCUCCAAGCUCCAAGCAAACCAGAAAGCCAGGAGUAAGAGACCAGGGCCUCCAGGCUCAGGCAUGGGGAGCCUGUCCAGCACAGAUCAGAGGACAGAGCCCAGAAGGUCGAGCCUCUCCAGCACAGAGAGGGGACGUCCAGACUGCCAGGGGACAAAAAAAUCACACCUGCCCAGCUGGGAUGUGUCGUCGGUGGGCUGCAGCUUUUUGGACAGUCGGGGGAACCGCGGAGCUCUGACAGAAGCAAACAGGGCCGGCAAGGAAGCCAUGAGGAGGAGCUCAGUGGGACACGGCAUUCUGGGAAAGGCCAAGGGCCACGCAGUGAGCCGGCUCCUGCAGAGCUUUGCGGCCGACGACGGCUUUCGGUUGGAUGAGGAAAGCAGCUUUUCUGAGGGCGAGGAGGAGGAAGAGGAGGAAGAGGAAGAGGAGGAGGAGGCACAGGAGAAAAUGUUGACCCACCUCCCCCCCAACAUGCCUUGCAGGAUACCUGCCCUGCCAAACUGCGUGUUGAGUAAAGAGAUGCUUGUGGACGGGCUGAAGAUCCUGAUCUCUAAGGAGGAUGAGCUGCUGUACGCCGCCUGUGUCCAAACUCUGGACCUGCCUGACAUAUUUAGCGUUGUCAUCGAAGGGGAACGAGGAAAUCGGCCACGCAUCUACUCGUUGGAACAACUUCUUCAGGAAGCUGUGUUAGACGUGCGGCCCCAGACCGAGGCCAUCCUUACUGCGGGUACGCGAGUGUGUGCGUACUGGAGUGAGCGCUCCCGUUGUCUUUACCCUGGAUACGUCCAUCGAGGAGGUCCAGGUGAGGACGAGAAGGAGGGCAGUGUGAUGGUGGAGUUUGACGAUGGAGACAGAGGAAGGAUCUCUCUCACAAACAUCAGGCUUCUGCCCCCAGGAUAUCAAAUCCACUGUGCUGAACCUUCUCCGGCACUUCUGAUCUCACCUGGUCGCCGUGGCCGACGAAGCUCCACCCAGGAGAAGAAAGAUGCUCCCACGGAGAAACCAACCAAUGAGGACCCAGCAGGGAGGCCCCAGGAGAAAAGACCAGUUGGCAGACCGAAGAAAAUCCACUCAGUGCCUAAGACUGCCAGCACACCGACGCCAGUAACAGACACUGUAACCAAAGGCAACACUUCCUUGUUGAACUGGUCCGCGCCCAGGAAGAGACCGCCAGUUGACUUCUUCCUGUUCAAUGGGACAUCCCGUAAGACCCAGAGGAGGAUACGUGAGCGGGACUUGGGAUUCUUUCAUCGGCCCACUUCCCACCCUCUUGGACCCCCCAUGCCCUUCAAGGGCAUCUUUGGCUCCCCCUUUGAAGGUGACUCAUUCAGCAGCAUCGCCAACGGCUACUCUACCUUUGGAGGCUCUGUGGUCGGGCGACCUGUUACCACAGUAGCCUCGAUUGGGCUCCGGGACUCCUUGUCCUCUGCUUGCUCUCCAGCUGUCCCUACGGCGAUGGCAGCUGGAAGCAGGAAGCCAUUGAGUGAACGCGACAGGAAACAGUUCCUGGUAAAGCUUGACCAUGAAGGAGUGACCUCUCCUAAAACAAAGAACAGCAAGGCCCUGCUUCGACUGGGGGGGAGUGGAGGGAGAGGGGGAAAGAGUCUCGCCUCCACAGGGGCACCGCUGCGAUACAUCCAUCCUGCCUUGCUGGUGAAGGAUGGCAAGAAGGGAGACAAUGCUGGAGCCCGUUCUGAGGCUGUUGUAAAGGGCUCUCCACCUCUGAGGAAGGAUCAUCUGUCAGCAGGUCAUGGAGUCCAAGGGGGGGAUUAUAGUUUGGACUACCAAAGUGACUGCCCAAGCUCUUACUCUGAGCUGGAUGAGGAUGAUGAGGAUGAGGGUCAAGACGCUGAGUCACGUGGAGGCAGUGCAGCAGCCUCAUCCCACCGUGGUGGUCGAUUUCUCUCUCGUCUCUCCGUCUGCUUCUCCUCAUCCUCCUCAUCUUCCUCCUCCUCUGGCUCCAUCUCCUCCUCGUCCCUCUGCUCGUCUGAAAACGACUCCUCUUACUCCUCUGAUGAAGAGUCCUCCUCUGUGCUGCUGCGUCGCGCACUGCUCCAGCAGGACAAACACAAGCACAGGCAGAACAUGACCUCUGACCUCCUGAGCCCUGACCCUACCACCUCCAAUUCAUCUCCCUCCGCCUCAGCUCCGGCUCAUGGCUUUGUGGCAAAAGCCAGCAUGGCUGUCUCGGGUUCAAAGUCGAGGGUUGAGAGAGCAGAAGACAGGAAGGAGUUUGCGUCAAAAGGGAGUAUGGUGGCUAACAGUGGCACAGUGAAGACCCAGCUGAAGAGGAAAGAAGGAAUUGCUAACAGCCACCAUCAGAGCCAAAGCAGUCCCGUGAGCCAGCAGUCAAAACCUGCCUCCAAGGACCCGGCAACAGCUAAGAGGCAGAGGAUGUCGUCACCUGAGCCUCUGCCUAACAUGAGUCCUCUUCUGCCUGGACGCCAGCUGUGGAAAUGGUCUGGCAACCCAACACAGAGGCGAGGUCUGAAGGGCAAAGCCCGCAAGCUUUUCUACAAGGCCAUCGUGCGGGGCAAGGAGACGGUGCGUGUCGGGGACUGUGCUGUGUUCCUGUCACCUGGCCGGCCCCAGCUGCCCUACGUGGGCAGAGUGGAGAGCCUCUGGGAGUCGUGGAGCUCCAGCAUGGUGGUCAGGGUCAAGUGGUUCUACCACCCAGAGGAGACACGCCUGGGGAAGCGACACCGAGAUGGCAAGAAUGCCUUGUAUCAGUCGAGCCACGAGGAUGAGAAUGACGUGCAGACCAUCUCCCAUCGCUGCCAGGUGGUCAGCAAGGCCGAGUAUGAUCACCUGACGCGCGAACGUAAGCCUGGCAACACGGUGAACGACCUCUUUUACCUGGCUGGAACCUAUGAACCGACCACCGGCCAGCUGAUCAGCGCAGACGGCAUGGCCAUCGUGUCCUAACAUCUGGAGAGAAAUCCAAAUAUUGACCCGAAGGCUGGAGUUGACUGAUUCCAGGAUGGUCCUCAGAACAGAGGGAAACCAAGACAAAGAGUUGUGGCUCUGCGUGUUGAUCUGUCCCUUGUACAAGAAGGAGCUAGCCCCACUGGAUAAAGCCUGACAGUACUGGCACUUAGAGGAGUCUGUGAAAGUCUGAUCCAGAUUUAACCUCUUUAUCAGGGGUGGCUCCUUAUAGCAGCGAGAGUCUUCAGCCCUCCUGUGGCUGAAAUACUGGAGUAUCUCGUCACUGCGACAAAAGAACAGGACCCAAGGACAUGAGCACUUUGGAGUACAGUAUGGAUGAAAGGUGGCAGACUUUGCUCUCCAGCAGGAGAGGCUAUAUGGGAAGGAGAGACUUCAUGUAAACCACACUGGUUUGGAGGUUUUUAAUGGUCUCAUACUGGUAGUUUGAAGAUGACAGCGUGAUUGGGAGAUCCCCAACAGGACCAAAAAACACUGUAGUUUGGACUUUGUGUGUAAAUGCGCGUGUGUGUGCGUGCGUGCGUGUGUUUGCAGAGUGGCUGCGAUGACCCUGUUUGGCAUUUAAUGAGCUCUAAGUAAAUAGCGCUUUAGCGUGCGCGCCUGUUUGUACUGUAUGUGUGGUCAUGCACGUGCACACAUGCGCUCUCCAAGCAAAGAUGGCGUCAUGACACGCCGUCCGUAUGUCUCUCUAACACUCUGAAUAUUAAUCUGUCCAGUGCUUAGCGUGCAGAAAACAAUUUCUUCUCCUGUCAAGCCAUACACGUCAAUACCUCUCUCUUGUAUCCUCCUGUUCAGGUGCAGAGACACAUGUACAGGUUGUUGGAUUGUCUUUAUGAACGGAGCGUGCGUGUUGGUGUGCGUGUGUACGUGUGCAUGGGCGUGUGUGCGUGAGCUUUGUACAGCAUUAUGCAUAAUAUAACAUGUUGUAAAUAGUAUACAUAUAUAUUUGUUCUUGUUGUUUUUGUCGUUUUCUUUUGCAGAGAAGAUUAUUUUAUUUAGAUUUUUUUAGGAUGUGUGUGGGUGGGUUUGGGCGGGUCUGACGGAGGGAGGAGGUGGGGGUUAGUAUCCUUCUCUCUCAAUGCACUGAACAGAAUCGGAGGUUUGGAUUUGGGGUCAAACUGUACAACUGAUGUGAAGACAUUUGUGGUUGUAAGCCCUGCAAAGGCUGAAUAUGUUGAAAGGGUGUGUUUUUAUGUUUUUAUAAGAAAAUCAGAAAAAGGCUCUUUUUAAAUAUGUGUCCAAAUUUUUUCUUUUCCUUCUUCUUUUUUAAAACUUUUUUUUUUUUUUUUUU